AUGCCCAUACUGUCUCAAAAGGAUAUAAACGAGCUGGAUGCAGGGUCAACAGGGCAGACCUCAAACGCAAGCUGCCAGACUCCCGCUGCGCAACAAACCUACCAGCGCGCCAUUCCACGCAACCUAGUCAAUCCAAAUCCCCCUUCAUCACAAAAUGUUCAGCAAACAUCCACUCAAUGCACUCUAGUCAAGCCAAAUAACGACACCUCCGUCAACGCGCCAGCACCGUAUCCCUUCGGACCGGAUCAAAUUGUGGGCCACCCUACAGGCUUACAAUUCCCUCGCGACAGGGCAGAUGCAGUCAAAGUUCUCGUUCGCCUUCUCCUCGAUAUACUGGUAUACAGCUAUGAUGUCGACUUUCACGAGCUCCAUUUCGCUCUCGCUACAUCUUCACCGCAUCUGUGCACUGCGAAUCUCUCUACUCGAAACACCAGUCUUCUGAAUUUCCAGGAGAUGCGUGUUGUCCUCGAGUAUGCCGAUGCCGUUCAUAAAGCAUGCGAGGCAGUCAUCGACAACACCCAGAGUCUACUAAAAGAUGAGAACCGCAAUGUUAUCAUCGAUCUCAUAAUGCAGCCAGCACAAACCCUCGGGAUCGACGUAGCUUACGUUUUCGAACAGCUCUACGCUUUCCGGUCGCACAGAUGCGAUAGUGGGAACCAUAACAAGACACUACUUUAUACCAAGACAUCAUUUUGGACACGACGGCGUGGCCUAUUACCUGGCAAAUUGGGUAUGGACAAGAAUCAAAAGCUACUUGCACGCCGACUUGUCUCUGACGAUAUAGCUGUUGCACAGCUCGGCACAAGGUCCAACGAGGCGCUCGCGCUAGUCCUGGGCAAGGCGAUCAAGCAAUACAACAAAAGGCAUUGCAGAUACGGAAUGGCCAAUAUUAAGCGAGAUGUAUACGCUGAGCCUCCAUUUGUGGCGUUGAGAAAAGAGGUCAUGAGGUGGGAGCUUCUGCGAGAAAAGUCAGCCCAGGAUGGGAGCCAGCCUUCAAACGUAAAGAUUCAAGCAGAUUGGAGGAUGAGCAUGCAACCCAAAUACGAAAUCGCCGAGCGACACAAUCGGAAGUUAGACAACCGGUCCUAUCAUGGGAUGGGCAGUCUGCCAAAUACGGCACCGCGUGGGAACAGUCAUAAUACGCGUAGGCCACGCUCUUUUCAUGAUCUACAGGCUAUACAGGAACAAUCCGAAACACCGACCAGACCACAGUCUGUAUGCAACAUACGCUCAUAUAUUAUGCCUCGACCAGACGCAGCUUGUCGUGGGCUAUCGACGAACUUUUAG
Alternaria arborescens is the source of this 1287-nucleotide messenger RNA. RefSeq lists its product as hypothetical. NCBI's taxonomy places the organism in Eukaryota, Fungi, Ascomycota, Dothideomycetes, Pleosporales, Pleosporaceae. Bases 1 to 1287 code for a protein of 428 amino acids. The record is from RefSeq and is a predicted model, not a curated record. The transcript has a single exon.